CGCACUCAGCUGACCUGGGGGUGGAGCCUGGCUCGGACGGGGCCCACGGCCCUCGAGAGCGAGAGCCGGCCAGCCCCCUUCCCGCGCUUCUCCGACCGCGAGAGGAACCAACCCUGUGCGUACGCUGGCUCCCGAGAUGCGUCUGCACCUGCUCCUGCUGCUUGCUCUGUGCCCAAGAGGCUCCCCCGCCGAGACGCACAGCUACAGCCUGCGGGGAAGCUGGAGGAUCCACAGCGGGAACCACUCGGUGCAGCUGCUCGGGACGGUCCCUGGCUGCGUGCAUAGCGCCCUGUUCCAGCAGGGCCUGAUUCAGGAUCCUUACUAUAGAUUUAAUGACCUCGAGUACAGGUGGAUUUCUUUGGAUAACUGGACCUACAGCAAGGAAUUUAAAAUUCCCUUUGAGAUAAGCAAAUGGCAAAAAAUAAAUCUGGUUUUUGAUGGAGUUGAUACAGUUGCAAAAAUUCUUUUCAAUAAUGUCACUAUUGGGAAAACAGAAAACAUGUUCAAUGAGUAUAGGUUUGAUAUUACUCACGUGGUCAGAGACGUGAACUCUCUUGAAGUGCGUUUCCAGUCUGCGGUGUUGUAUGCAGCCCAGCGGAGCAACGCGUACCGGAACUACAAGGUGCCACCUAACUGUCCCCCGGCCGUGCAGAAAGGCGAAUGUCACGUCAACUUUAUCCGAAAGGAGCAGUGUUCUUUCAGCUGGGACUGGGGGCCUGCCUUUCCCACCCAGGGCAUCUGGAGGGAUGUUAGAGUGGAAGCCUAUGAUGUUUGUCAUCUGCGCUACGUUACAUUUUCCCCAGUAUACGACAACAGUGCCCGGCAGUGGAAUCUUGAGAUACAGUCUUCUUUUGAUGUUGUCAGCUCAAAGCCAGUCAGUGGUCAAGUGAUCGUAACCAUCCCUAAAUUGCAAGCCCAGCAGAUUCACAAUAUUAGCCUUCAGCCUGGGGAAAGGAUGGUUGAGUUGCUUGUGAAGAUUAGCAAGCAUGUUGCUGUAGGAACUUGGUGGCCCCACGGACACGGAAACCAGACCAGGUACAACAUGACAAUUCGUUUUGAGCUAGAUGGAGGCUUAACUAUAGAAAAGUCAGUUAAGGUUUACUUUAGGACGGUGGAACUUGUAGAAGAACCCAUAAAAGGAUCUCCUGGCUUGAGUUUCUACUUCAAAAUUAAUGGAGUUCCUAUAUUUCUGAAAGGCUCAAACUGGAUUCCAGCAGAUUCAUUCCAGGAUCGAGUAACUUCUGAUAUGUUACGACUCCUUUUGCAGUCUGUUGUGGAUGCAAACAUGAAUACUCUUCGUGUUUGGGGAGGAGGGGUUUAUGAGCAGGAUGAAUUCUAUGAACUCUGUGAUGAACUGGGAAUAAUGAUAUGGCAGGAUUUCAUGUUUGCCUGUGCCCUUUAUCCCACUAAUCAGGGCUUCCUGGACUUAGUGAGAGCAGAAGUUGCCUACCAGGUCAGGAGACUCAAAUCUCAUCCAUCCGUCAUCAUAUGGAGUGGCAAUAAUGAAAAUGAAGCAGCACUGAUGAUGAAUUGGUAUUCCAUAGAACCCAGUAAGCUGGAAACCUACAUGAAUGACUAUGUGACUCUUUAUGUGAAAAACAUGAGAGAAAUUGUCUUCUCAGGAGACAAGAGUCGUCCAUAUAUUGUUUCCAGUCCUUCAAAUGGGGCCAGAACCGUUGCAGAAGGAUGGCUCUCUGAGAACCCCUAUAGCCAGCAAUUUGGUGAUGUGCAUUUUUAUGACUAUAUCAGUGAUUGCUGGAACUGGCAGGUUUUCCCAAAAGCUCGAUUUGUGUCUGAGUAUGGAUACCAGUCCUGGCCUUCCUUCAGCACCUUACAAAAGGUCUCGUCUAAAGAGGACUGGUCUUAUCUUAGUAAAUUUGCACGUCAUCGACAACACCACUCAGGUGGCAACUCUGAAAUGCUUCUGCAAGCUGAACUUCAUUUCAGACUCCCCAACAGCACCGAUCCAGUACGCACAUUCAAAGAUACCAUCUACCUUACUCAGGUGAUGCAGGCCCAGUGUGUCAAAACAGAAACUGAAUUCUACCUCCGCAGCCGCAGCGAGAUAGUGAAUGGGGAAGGACACACCAUGGGAGCACUUUAUUGGCAGUUGAAUGACAUCUGGCAGGCUCCAUCCUGGGCUUCUCUAGAGUACGGGGGCAAGUGGAAGAUGCUUCACUACUUUGCUCGGCGUUUCUUCGCUCCGCUGCUGCCCGUGGGCUUUGAGAGACAGGAUGUGCUCCACAUCUACGCCGUGUCGGACCUCCAGUGGGACGCCAAUGUCACACUCACUGUGAGAGUCCACGCGUGGAGUUCCCUGAAGCCCGUGUGCUCCUUCGUCACUAACCAUUUUGUGGUUAAAGCCGGCAUGGCCACGCCUGUUUAUCAGGAACCCGUGUCGACAUUGAUGAAACGAUGUGGGAAUUGUAAGCGGGAAAGCUGCGUAGUUUCCUUUUUCUUUUCAACGGAUUCUAAACUCUUCAGCCCAACCAACCAUCAUUUCCUGUCCUCCCUGAAGAAGGCUACGGGGCUCCUCAAGGCACAGAUCACUGCCAGGAUCUCUCAGAAAGGUGACACAUUUGUUUUUGAUCUGAAAACCUCCGCUGUUGCUCCCUUUGUGUGGUUGGAUGUCGGAAGCAUUGCAGGGAGAUUUAGCGACAAUGGUUUCCUCAUGACCGAGGAGACGAAAACCGUGCUAUUUCACCCUUGGAAACCCACCAGCAAGAGUGAAUUGGAGCAAUCUUUUCACGUGACCUCCUUAACAGAUAUCUACUGAGCAAGUCCAGGUUAUAUUUUCGGUGGAUGCUGGGAAUGGAGUCUUCUUAAAGCCAACCGGAAGGCAGCCAAAGACAAGGAGAAGCUGAGGUGCCUCUGCCUGCUGCCACCCAGCCAACUACUCACUGUGUCAAAUGUCUGUGCCAUGGCAGUUCUCAGGGAAGGCUGUUUACCCAGGUGAUGUCCUCAGAUGGGGCUGUGCCAGGGCAUUCUAGAAUCUCCGCCAGGACUAUGUACUUAGCCUUUCACCUCACAACUUUCGCAUCACAUGAGCCAGUUACAAUCAGAUUACGAAAAUGUGACCAUGGUAGUGUCUGUGGAAUUUAGUGCAGAAGGUUUUGGGGUCAGGUAGGCCUUUCCUAAUUAACCGAGAUUUGCUGAAUGAUCAUAAUGAUGUACCUUGUUAUUUCCAAAGGAAUGGGACUUGAAUGUCCACGGACAUGUCUUCCUGGGACCCUAUUGAUUGAUGUUCCCAUCUGGUAACUUUCUUUGAUGGGAUUCUUUUUUAAAAUUUGUGAAUUUCAUUAUAAAACAUGUUUUCAAAAAAAAUAACUUUUAAAGAGGCCAUUAGAUGAUUCUCCUUUGAAAAGUAAGCUCACAUUGAAAUGGAUUUUACUGGAGUGCAGGAGUGAAUGGAGAAUUUCCCUGUGCUCAUGAAGGUUUGCUAGACAGAAUGAAGGUGGGGAGGGUUCUCCAGGCAAUGUUAGAGGUGUAGUAGAUGGUUUUGAGUCUAAAUGGAUGAUCCCAGAAUGCAGACAAUGGUCUUGAGCUCGGGGUGAGGUGGAGACAAGUUACAGAAGUGAUGGUGAGCCCUCAAUGGGAGCCAACAGCAGCUUGUUCAGCUGCCCUCGCAGAAGAGAGGCAACGUCUGGUCGGGCCUGGUGGCAUUUAGCUGUUUCUCUUCUCAGCUGGCUGAUCUUUCUCUGUUACUUGAUGAGAUUCCUAGGGAAAUUUUCUUUGGAAGGUGUUUCUUCAGUCCUGUAGGGAACUGCAGAGAAAGUGUGUUCCUGGGGGCAGAACAGGAGUAGGUGAGGCCUGAUUUGUAAGGCAGCUUCUGGGGCCUUCCAGGUCACGUGACUCCAGCGCUCAGCGUUUCAAAGCAUCACACGUUGGAGUCUUCCAUCAUGAGGCCCCGCAGUGGUUAUUCUGGGAGUUUUUAGAUGUUUUGGCAGUAGUCAUCACUCCUGAUUGGGGUGUUGGGUUUCAGGUUCAGUUAAAUUGCCUGAAGUUUCCAGUACAAGGCUGGAAAUUAGAUGUAGAUUUCACUGACCUAGCUGCAAUGUUUGCUUAGAAAAACUUUACACCCUUCUAUUGCUGCUAUUGAUUGUAAGUUGCUAUAAAAUUCUUAUAUAAUUAUAAAAUUAAUGUGACAAAACAAUGAAUAGGACAACAUGUUUAGUUAAUUUGGGUAAAGGUGUGUAUGUAAUCUUUUAUACUGCUUUUGAAAUUUUUCUGUAAAUUUGAAAUUAUGGCACAAUAAAAUUAUAUCAAUUGCAUUGACAUUUGAUCUGUGGCUUGUUUAACCCUGCAAACACUCGGUUCUGUCCAUACUGCUGGACACUCGUUUCCAUUUAGCUCUAAUGAUUCUUGGAUUUGAUAAGCAAGGAGAAUUUGAAGAAUCUAACUCAUCUGAAAAGUUUUUCUCUGAAAAAGAUCCGCAUAAUUAGAAAUGGAUCCACAGUGAGUACUGGGCUUUCAAAUUGCGACUCAUUAGAUAAUGAUUUUGAUUUUAAAACUGAGAGGCCUUGGUAAGCAACACAGU
This is a messenger RNA of Ochotona curzoniae (black-lipped pika), 4537 nucleotides long. RefSeq names its product mannosidase beta (gene MANBA). Gene Ontology annotation, molecular function: beta-mannosidase activity. Gene Ontology annotation, biological process: carbohydrate metabolic process; glycoprotein catabolic process. The record is from RefSeq and is a predicted model, not a curated record. Bases 137 to 2776 code for a protein of 879 amino acids. NCBI's taxonomy places the organism in Eukaryota, Metazoa, Chordata, Mammalia, Lagomorpha, Ochotonidae. The transcript has 17 exons.